This is a messenger RNA of Aedes aegypti (yellow fever mosquito), 2023 nucleotides long. RefSeq names its product deoxyribodipyrimidine photo-lyase (gene phr). Gene Ontology annotation, molecular function: deoxyribodipyrimidine photo-lyase activity. NCBI's taxonomy places the organism in Eukaryota, Metazoa, Arthropoda, Insecta, Diptera, Culicidae. The record is from RefSeq and is a predicted model, not a curated record. The coding region runs from base 192 to 1793 and encodes 533 amino acids. Gene Ontology annotation, biological process: photoreactive repair. The transcript is spliced from 3 exons.
UGAUAUCAAUCGAAAAUUUCGACACCGCGAUCGCGAACCGCGCAUGUGAGUUUUUAUAAAAUUUGCAUUUUUUCAGGUUCCGUUCCGUCCGCUAUUUGUUUAGAUUAGAAAAUAAUUUUCAAUAGUUCUGAUGUUUCUGUAACAACAUUAGUGUAAGCAAUUUUCACUUCAAACGAAUUUCCCCUGUGUUCAUGCUCGUAGUAUCUUCGCUCUCAAGAUUCAGUUUGAUUUUGUCCCAAACAAUUUCCCCGAGGAACGGCAUUUUCAGAAUCAUGAAGAAAGCAUCGUCUUCGAAAGCGGAUGGUCCCGCCGAAAAGAAACCGAAAGUCGAAGGCGGUCCAAUCAAGGUGGACGACUUUGUGGAAAAAUUCAAAACCAUCCGUAAGGAAACGGCCAAAUCCAUCUUGGACUUCGAUUUCAAGAAAAAACGCGUACGUAUCCUGUCCGACGCCAAGGAAGUGGAAGAAAACAAAAAAGGCGUCAUUUAUUGGAUGUCCCGGGAUGCCCGAGUACAGGACAAUUGGGCGUUUUUAUUCGCGCAAAAACUGGCGCUGAAGAAUGAACUUCCGUUGCACGUUUGCUUCAGCCUGGUUCCGAAGUUCCUCGAUGCCACCAUCAGACAUUACAAGUUUAUGCUGAAGGGUCUCGAAGAAGUCGCAAAGGAAUGUGAAUCUCUGAAUAUUAACUUCCACAUGCUGACUGGGAUGGCCAAAGACACCAUUCCAAAAUUCGUCAAAACGCAUAAUAUUGGAGCCGUCGUGUGCGACUUCAGUCCACUUCGUGUUCCAAUGAAAUGGGUGGAAGACGUUCGUAAAUCAUUGCCUGCCGAAGUACCGCUCUGCCAAGUGGAUGCCCACAAUAUCGUACCCUUGUGGGUAACAUCGGAGAAGCAAGAGUACGCAGCACGAACCAUUCGCAACAAAGUGAACAAUAAUCUCAAUACCUACCUGACACAAUUUCCACCGGUUAUCAAACAUCCACAUAAGGCAUCAUUCAAAGCAGACUCAAUCGAUUGGGUCAAACUGCUGGAUACCAUUGAGGUAGAUCGAACCGUAGAUGAAGUAGAUUGGGCCGUUCCGGGAUAUACCGGAGGAAUUGGAGUGCUACAAAGUUUUGUCGAAAAACGGUUGAGGAAGUUCAAUGCCAAACGAAACGACCCAACCGAUGAUGCACUAUCUAAUCUCUCCCCUUGGUUCCACUUUGGCCAAAUUUCCGUCCAGCGAUGCGUCUUGGCCGUGAAGAAGUACGGCAAAGGAUACUCCGAAGGCGUGGCAGCUUUCUGCGAGGAAUCGAUUGUUCGAAGAGAGCUGUCCGAUAACUUUUGUUAUUACAACAAAAACUACGACAAUUUGAAAGGAGCAUACGAUUGGGCCCAGAAAACAUUGGAUGACCAUCGCAAGGAUAAACGGACCUAUGUCUACAGCAGGGACCAGUUGGAGCAAGCUCGAACUCAUGACGAUUUGUGGAACUCUGCACAAAUUCAGAUGGUCAAGGAAGGUAAAAUGCACGGCUUUUUGCGAAUGUAUUGGGCAAAGAAGAUUUUGGAGUGGACCAAAACUCCGGAGGAAGCUCUUGAAACGGCAAUUUACCUGAACGAUCGCUACCAGUUGGACGGCCGUGACCCGAAUGGUUACGUUGGCUGCAUGUGGUCCAUUGCGGGCAUUCACGACCAGGGAUGGCGUGAGCGGGAAGUGUUUGGAAAAAUUCGCUACAUGAACUACGAAGGCUGUAAGCGAAAGUUCGACGUUGCCGCCUUUGUGGCACGGUACGGAGGAAAGGUUUACAAAAAGUGACCGGUCCAUCCGCAACAUCAAGCUGAAUUCCGCUGCAAUCGGUAAGUACUUUUUUGACGUUUUAUUUUCGGUAUUUCAUGUGUUCCUUAUUCGUAUUGAUCUACUCAUUUACUUUACCUUAAUCUUACUUAUGUUUUCUCUAAUUUCUAUUUAAUACUUUGCUCGAAAUAAGAUUGUCGAGGUAACAAGAGUACAAAUAAAAUCAACCAUUACAAUAGAACGCAUAAAAA